This is a messenger RNA of Dryobates pubescens (Downy woodpecker), 2159 nucleotides long. RefSeq names its product ankyrin repeat and SOCS box containing 3 (gene ASB3). The transcript has 10 exons. NCBI's taxonomy places the organism in Eukaryota, Metazoa, Chordata, Aves, Piciformes, Picidae. Gene Ontology annotation, molecular function: protein binding. The coding region runs from base 61 to 1734 and encodes 557 amino acids. The record is from RefSeq and is a predicted model, not a curated record. Gene Ontology annotation, biological process: intracellular signal transduction.
UUGCCCGGCACGCCGCGGUGGUCGGUGCUGCCCUGCCAGAAGCGGCGGCUGUAGCCCUGGAUGCGUCCUACCAUCUUCUCCUCUUUGCCACACGCGGGGAUGGAUUUCACGGAAGCCUAUUCUGAUCGAUGUUCUGCCGUGGGGCUUGCAGCCAGGGAAGGAAAUGUUAAAAUGCUGAGGAAACUAAUAAAGCAAGGAUACAGCAUCGACGUUCCAGAUAACAGGGGGUGGGUGCCAAUCCAUGAAGCAGCAGCUCACAAUUCGAGUGAAUGUCUGAGGGUACUUAUUGGUGCAGCUUCAUCUGUUGAUUACAUAAACUCAAAGACAUUUGAAGGGUUAUGUGCUCUGCACCUUUCAGCACGCCAUGGCUCUCUGGAAAGUCUUCAUGUUCUUCUGGAAUCUGGGGCUGACCCCAAUGAAGUUACCACUGAAGCAACCACCCCACUGUUCCUAGCUGUUGAAAAUGGACACAUCAAUACUGUAAAGUUUCUGCUCCAACAUGGAGCAAACAUUGAAGGACCUCAUUCCUGGUCUGGAUGGAAUUCUUUACAUCAAGCUUCUUUUCAGGGAUUCACUGAGAUAAUGGAAAUACUCCUGGAGAAAGGGGCAAGCAAGGAAUGUAAAGAUGACUUUGGAAUUACACCUUUAUUUGUGGCUGCUCAGUAUGGACAGCUGGAGAGUUUAAGACUGCUUGUAUCCCAUGGCGCAGAUGUAAACUGUCAAGCUAAGGACAAAGCCACUCCCCUGCUGAUAGCUGCACAGGAGGGCCACACCCAGUGCGUGGAACUGCUGUUGGCCAAAGGAGCAGACCCAAACCUGUACUGCAAUGAGGAUAACUGGCAGUUACCGAUUCACGCGGCAGCUGAAAUGGGCCAUGAAAGGAUAUUAGAGUUGCUGAUACCGGUUACUGAUCGGAUUUGUGACAAAGGCAAAGGCAAAGUAAGCCCUGUGUAUUCAGCCCUAUAUGGUGGAAAUAAAGAAUGUCUGGUUAUGUUACUCAAAGCAGGCUAUAGUCCAGAUGCUCAGGAGUGCCUUAGCUUUGACUGCACAUCACCCAUGUGUGUGGUCUUCCAAAAAGGAUUGUUUCAUUUCAUUGAUAUUCUCCUGAAAUAUGGGAUCACCUUACUUGGGAUUAAUUUGGGAUAUUGCCUGUUCCAUGAGAAGUUUCCUUUGUUUCAACGCUUCUUGAAGCUGGGUUGUUCACUACCUUCUGGGGACCAAUUACAAAAGUUCACAAAUUACACCCUUAAAGUUCACAAGGAGUACAAAGAAUGGCUGCCUCACCUGCUUUUGGCUGGUUUUAAUCCAGUGAAUUUAAUGUGCAGAUUCUGGAUUUUCUUGGUGAGCAAGGAUGCCCUUGAUUUCAUGUUGGAAUUCACAAACUGGAAGAGGCUUCCUCCCGCUGUAGAGAAAGACAUUUCAGACUACAAAGAGAAGUUUGCCUGGACUCCCAAAAGCCAUUUUGCCUUCAUUCCUUCCCUGUCUCAUCUUUGUCGUCUUGAGAUCCGGUCCAUUCUAAUGAGUGAACGCCUGCGCUCGGACCACUUCAUCCGGGAGCUGCCAUUGCCAGCUUGCCUCCAGGACUACCUUCUCUACUUAGAUGUCCUGCGACUCAAUGAUAUCCCUGAAGUGGAGGAUUUUCUGAGGCAGAGAGAGGAGGGAGCUCCCUCUGCCAGCCACUCCAGCCCUAAAGAUGAAGAGAGCAGAGAUGCCUGUAACACUGGUGCUAGGUGAUGGUGCUGUCACUGACUGAACUCUGUGGCUGUGGGUGUUGUAAUGGCAGUUAGUAGACACUGAAAAAGAACUACCCGAAAUAACUGAAAUAAGUCAUCUUUUCAUGCUGUAAUUUUAUACUAUAUCUAGAAGUUUGUUAGAAAUUCCUAGGAUUUACUUCUUUAAAAAGGUUGCUGCAGCUUUCUAAGUCUGUGAACAUAUUCUAGUUUUUGAAAGGAAAUUUUUAACUCUUGUAGAGUAAAAUGAGCUUGGUAAAUGAACACAGCUUGGAUAAUGGUGGAAAUCUGGUUGGUCAGACAUAUACCAAGUGAAGCUAUCUGAAAACCAAAGAACACAACAUUGUAUUCCUGUUACGAAUUUAUGUGUUGGGGAGGGACCCAGCUAAACCAGAGACAGAAAAGUAAUAUAAGAAAGGAAAUUGUUUG